AUGUUGUGUGAACCAUUCCGCUAUUCAGUGCCUGAGGAGAAGAAAGCUGGAUCAAUAGUAGCAAAUGUGCUAAAAGAUUUGAAAGUAGAUGUGAAGGAGCUUUCUGCUCGCAGAGCACAGUUGAUUUCUAAGAGUUCCAGGCAGGAUUUCCAGCUGGAUCCCCAUUCUGGGAAUAUAAUUUUGAGGGAUAAAAUUGAUCGAGAAGCUUUGUGUGGGCUGAGUGAUCCUUGCACUCUGUUCUCUGAAAUUUUGCUGGAAAAUCCUGUUCAGUUCUUCAAAAUUGAAGUUCAGGUAGAAGAUGUCAAUGAUAAUUCCCCUAUAUUCUCUCAGAAUCAAUUCCGUUUUGAAAUACCUGAGCAGACUCCCAUAAAUGCACGUUUCCCCUUGGAGACAGCCCACGAUUUAGACAAAGGAAAAAAUGCUAUCCAGAACUAUAUACUUAGCACAAGUGAAUAUUUUAAGCUGGACAUACAAAGUCAAAACAAUGGCAGGAAAUAUUCAGAACUGCUUUUGGCAAAACCGUUAGACCGCGAGGUGAUCCCUCAGUUUAUUCUCACUCUGGAAGCUGUGGAUGGAGGGAUCCCAAGGAGAACUGGCACAGCACAGAUAAUUAUUGAUAUUCUGGAUAACAAUGAUAACGUGCCCCAAUUUGAACAAACAGUAUAUAAAGUGCAGCUAAUGGAAAAUAGUCAUCCAGGUUCAUUGGUUGCUAAAAUUAAAGCCACUGACAAAGACAUUGGAUCCAACGCUCACAUCAUUUACACUUUUAGCCAAGCACCAGCAGAUGUACUCCGAUCAUUCAGGUUAAACAAUCAUACUGGGGAAAUUACACUCGUAGGGAAAAUUGAUUAUGAAGAAAAUCAUAAUUAUGAACUCAGCAUGAAAGCCACAGAUGGAGGAGGAUUGUCCGCUUACUGUAAAGUUCUUGUUGACAUUGAAGAUGAGAAUGACAAUGCUCCAGAAAUAAUUAUAUCAUCCAUCACUAAUCCUUUACCAGAAAAUUCUCCCCCGGAAACACUGGUGGCACUUUUUGGCAUCAGAGAUCAAGACUCCGGAGACAAUGGCAGAACUACCUGCAGCACUGAGAAAAACCUGCCUUUUAUACUAAAACUGACUGAGAACAAUUAUUACCAGCUUGUGACGCAACAGCCAUUGGACAGAGAACAAAUGUCACAUUAUAACAUCACCAUCACAGCCAUCGACCAAGGUUCUCCCAGACUCACUUCAAUCACAGUUAUUAGCAUUCAACUUUCAGACAUCAAUGAUAACCCUCCAAUGUUUGAAAGAGGUUUCUACAAUUUGCACUUAAGAGAAAACAACAUUCCAGGAUUGUUCAUUGGAUCAGUCCAUGCUGCAGAUGUGGACACAGAACAGAAUGCCAAAGUAACCUACUCUCUUUUGUUUGGAAAGAUCAGGGAAGAGCCUACAUCAUCUUACAUCUCCAUCAACUCUGAAACUGGGAACUUGUAUGCCAUUCGAUCUAUAGAUUAUGAGGAUAUACAAGAUUUCCAGGUGAUGGUGAGGGCUGUAGACAAGGGCUCACCUCCCCUGAGCUCAGAAACAAUGGUCCGAGUUCUUAUCACGGAUGACAAUGACAAUGCCCCCUUCAUCCUCUGCCCUCUUCAGAACAGCACUUCUCCAUCAAAUGAUCUGGUUCCCAGGGGAGCAGAGACAGGCUACCUAGUCACCAAAGUGGUGGCAGUGGACAGAGAUUCAGGGCAGAAUUCUUGGCUUUCCUAUCAGUUGCUGAAGGCCACAGAUCCAAGUCUCUUCACUGUUGGGACUCAGAAUGGGGAGGUGAAAACCAUGAGGCCGGUGAACAUCCGAGACAGUUUCAAACACACUCUUAUUGUGGCAGUUAGGGAUAAUGGGCAUCCUCCUCAGUCUGCCUCUGUGACCCUAAGAAUUCUUCUAGUGGACGGCUUCUCUGAUCCUUACGUGAAAAUUAUGGAUAAUCCUAAGGAUGAAGUCCCGCAGGAGGGAGAUCAUACUCUAACACUGUAUUUGAUUAUCUGUUUGGUUGCCAUCUCAUCCAUUUUUCUGCUUUCUGUUACUGUGUUUAUUGCAACCAAGUUUCAGAAGCGAAGAAAGUUCUUAAGAAGUUCUCAUUCUGCAUCAAAUUUCCAUGUGGGACCAAAUUUGCAAGAGAAGUGUGUGGAUCCUAAUACUAGGACAUCUUCCCAGGCCUACAGCUAUGAAGUGUGCUUAACUGAUGGGUCUCUGAGCGAAUUAGAGGAAGAAAUUUACAUGCUUCAAGCACCAGGGUAUGAAAGUAAAAAGGUUGACACUGUUUAUAAACUGAACAAGGCUGAAGCAGUCAGCCAGAAAGUGGAACAUCUGUUUAGAUAUGGCAUUGAAGGGUCUUGGGUUCAAGAGUUGCAAGGCUGA
Molecule: messenger RNA, 2388 nt
Organism: Pantherophis guttatus
Lineage: Eukaryota; Metazoa; Chordata; Lepidosauria; Squamata; Colubridae
Source: RefSeq, a predicted model, not a curated record